CAAGGUUGCGGGCAAGAUUUGAUAUACAAAUUAUUAGAUUCUGCCCUGAAAAGGCUAUAUCAACCUUCAACCUUUGCGUGCUUUCGUUUUCUACUUCUCUAUUACACUUUUUCCUAUCACCAUGGCUCCAUCGGCUGUUGUUAAUAACGCCCCAGAGGUUUCUUCGAAGAUGUUGACAAAGGCUGAGUUGAAGCUCGAUGGAGACCAGCAGCAUGAUAUUGUGCUGCGGACGUUCCGCUGCCUCAUUGCGGAUCUGUGUGAGCAAUUCAAGGGAGGCCAUCCCGGCGGCGCAAUGGGAAUGGCAGCAAUUGGAGUCGCAUUAUGGAAGUAUGUUAUGAAGUAUUCUCCUACGAACCCGCUCUACUUCAACCGGGACCGCUUUGUCUUGUCAAAUGGUCAUACUUGCCUGUUCCAAUACGCAUUCAUGCAUUUGGUAGGAUACAAGAAUAUGACACUUGACCAGCUACGGUCGUAUCAUUCCUCGCGAACAGACUCCAUUUGCCCUGGGCACCCAGAGAUCGAACAUGAGGGCAUCGAAGUUACCACAGGACCACUAGGACAGGGGAUCGCAAACGCCGUUGGCAUGGCUAUGGCGUCCAAACACCUUGCCGCCACUUACAACAAACCCAACUAUCCACUUGUCAACAACAUGACAUGGUGUAUGAUUGGAGACGCAUGUCUUCAGGAAGGCGUAGCGCUCGAAGCAAUUUCCCUCGCAGGCCAUUGGAAACUGAACAAUCUCUGCGUCAUGUACGAUAAUAACCAGGUUACUUGCGAUGGUUCUGUCGAUUUGUGUAAUAACGAGGACGUCAACGCAAAGAUGGUUGCGUGCGGCUGGACCGUCAUUGAUGUGGAGAACGGCAAUUAUGAUAUCCGAAGCAUCGUCAAUGCUUUAGUCGCAGCAAGAGAGAGCAACGAUAAGCCUACAUUCAUUAACAUUCGCACAACAAUAGGAAUUGGUAGUAAAUCGGCAGGAGAUGCAAAGGCUCACGGCGCGGCUUUUGGACCUGAGGAUGUUGCAAACAUCAAGCGCAAAUUCGGUAUGGAUGACACAAAGCAUUUUAAUAUUACUGAAGAAGUAUACGAAUUCUUCCAAGAUAUCAAAUCCAGAGGGCAGAAGCUUGAAAAUGAGUGGGCUACUUUGCUUUCGGACUACUCUGAGGAGUUCCCAGAUCUUCACUCCGAAUUCAAGCUCAGGAUUGCUGGUGAGAUGACGAACGAUUGGUCAAAAUAUAUACCAGCAAAAGCCGAUUUUCCCACCACCCCGACUGCUUCGAGAAAGUCGGCCGGACUCGUGUGCAACCCUCUCGCACAACAUUUGAAGAACUUCAUGGUGGGCACAGCCGACUUAUCACCCUCAGUAAACAUGACCUGGAAAGACAAGGUUGACUUCCAACAUCCUGAUCUAAAAACCACUUGUGGAAUAAAUGGCGACUACACCGGUCGGUAUAUCCACUGGGGUAUCCGGGAACAUGCAAUGGCGUCUAUAUCAAACGGUCUCGCUGCUUUCAACAAAGGAACAAUCCUCCCAAUCACAUCCACCUUCUUCAUGUUCUACAUUUACGCAGCCCCAGGCAUCCGCAUGGGAGCCCUCCAAGGCCUCCAGCAAAUCCACAUCGCAACCCACGACUCCAUCGGCACCGGCGAAGACGGUCCCACCCACCAACCCAUCGAACUAGCCUCUCUCUACCGCUCCAUGCCCAACCUCCUUUACAUCCGACCCUGCGAUUCCGAAGAGACAGCCGGCGCCUUCAUCUCCGCCCUCAACGCCAAAUCCAGUCCCUCAAUCAUCUCCCUCUCCCGCCAAAACCUCACCCAGUACCCUGCCUACUCCUCACGCGAAGGUGUUCAAAAGGGCGCCUACGUGUUUAAGGAGCAGGACGACGCGGAUGUGACGCUCAUUGGCGUCGGGUCUGAAAUGUGCUUUGCGGUCGAUACGGCGAAGCUUCUUGAGUCGGAACACGGCGUUAAGGUCCGCAUUGUUAGCUUCCCGUGUCAGAGGCUGUUUGAGAUGCAGCCUGUCGAGUAUAAGAGGGAGGUGCUGCAGUAUCGCUCUAAGGCGCCGCGCGUGGUGAUUGAAGCGUAUUCGCCGCUUGGGUGGGAGCGGUAUGCUGAAGCGGGGAUAUCUAUGCAUUCGUUUGGGCAUUCGCUGCCGGGGCAGGAUGCGUAUAAAUACUUUGGGUUUGAGGCUAAGAGUAUUGCUCCGAAGGUGUUGGAGUUGGUUAAUGAUGUGAAGAGGGAUGGGAUUGAGAGUCUAAGGGGGGAGUUUAGGGAUUUAAACCAGAAGGCUCACUGAAUAAUAGUGGGAGGUGUAUUGUUAAUAGAAG
Messenger RNA from Pseudogymnoascus verrucosus, 2327 nucleotides. RefSeq lists its product as uncharacterized. The record is from RefSeq and is a predicted model, not a curated record. Bases 122 to 2296 code for a protein of 724 amino acids. Gene Ontology annotation, biological process: pentose-phosphate shunt. Lineage: Eukaryota; Fungi; Ascomycota; Leotiomycetes; Thelebolales; Thelebolaceae. Gene Ontology annotation, cellular component: cytosol. Gene Ontology annotation, molecular function: transketolase activity. The transcript has 5 exons.